GUUCGAUUUAUAUUGUUUUUGACGGUUCCAAAUUUGAACUUCAUUCUAAAUUUCUGUUUCCCAUUAGGAGCUGUGCUUCACAAGGGCUAAAAUGUCAAGGCCUUAUGUCAAUAAAUUCACUCUCAGAGGUUUAAAGAGGUUGUAUGAGCUCUGGCCUGUGGUGACUAUAUCUGCUGGUGACAUUGUCUUAAUUGCAUCUUCGACUGCUUGGCAGAUGAACACCAGGGACAUAACGGUGAACAAGCGGAGGAAGCCGAUCAACGAGAGGGUCGACCUGCUGAACCCCAAAAGUCUCAAACUGGCGGUGAUCCAGUACCCUCCUCGACCAGUUCCCGAGCUGCACAGCAUCUACCAGACCAUGGACGCCGAACACGCACGACGAGCCCGCGAGCUGGAAGCCAUCCGCAAGACCAAGAAAAAGCGCAGCUAAAUAGAAUUUGCAGUUUAACCGGUUAAACGUAUACAUGAUUAAACCCGAAAUGUCAAGCCUUA
Homalodisca vitripennis (glassy-winged sharpshooter) is the source of this 492-nucleotide messenger RNA. RefSeq lists its product as uncharacterized. The transcript is spliced from 5 exons. The record is from RefSeq and is a predicted model, not a curated record. NCBI's taxonomy places the organism in Eukaryota, Metazoa, Arthropoda, Insecta, Hemiptera, Cicadellidae. The coding region runs from base 92 to 430 and encodes 112 amino acids.